AUGGCCCCCACGCUCUCCGGGCAGGCGUCGACCGAGCUCGACAACGCCGUGGGCAAGUACAUUAGGGGCAUCAUCUCAACCGAGCCCAAGUGGAGUGCCUUUGUGCAGGCGCGCCGAGAGCUGCUGACGAUGCGCGAGCAGCUCGAGCAGUACCGUUACGUCCGCUCCGUCCAGACGCGCUUCGUCGGGAGCGCCACUCCGGCGGACCUCCAGGGCGCAGGGGGCGUGACCAUCAACAAGCAGCAGGUGAUCAAGGCGUUCAAUCUGAAGCAAGAGUGGGGAGAGGAGUGCGAGGAGGUCCUGGAGCUCGUGGGGAUGUAUGGGGAGGGCGGGACGAGGGGCGCGGACGGGAGGGUGAUGGGCAUGUUGGACGAGAAGCCGCCGGUGACGACGGGAAUGCAGGUGAAGAAGUUCUUGAAGGUGUUGAGGGAGGUGCAUGCGCAGUGGACGAUGCGCCGCGGCGGGUAG
Dichomitus squalens LYAD-421 SS1 is the source of this 468-nucleotide messenger RNA. RefSeq lists its product as uncharacterized. The record is from RefSeq and is a predicted model, not a curated record. The transcript has a single exon. Bases 1 to 468 code for a protein of 155 amino acids. Lineage: Eukaryota; Fungi; Basidiomycota; Agaricomycetes; Polyporales; Polyporaceae.